Molecule: messenger RNA, 2640 nt
Organism: Salvia hispanica
Lineage: Eukaryota; Viridiplantae; Streptophyta; Magnoliopsida; Lamiales; Lamiaceae
Product: receptor-like protein 54
Molecular function (GO): protein binding
Source: RefSeq, a predicted model, not a curated record
AUGGUUGUUCCUUUGCUUUUCCAAUUAUUCAUCUUUUUACUUUCACCAAAAUUUACCAAACCAAAUGCUACUCAUGCUCAUACACAAUAUUGCUUAGAGAAUGAGAAAACUUUGUUGCUUGAGUUGAAGAAUGAACUGGUGUUCGAUUCAUCUUAUUCAGAAAUACUGGUGCACUGGAAUCAAAAGGAUGAUUGUUGCUUUUGGAAGGGUGUGGAGUGUGACGACGCAGGCCAUGUUAUCUCUCUGCGACUCGACUAUGAAGGCAUCUCAGGUGGAUUAAACGAGUCGUCGAGUCUUUUCAGACUCAAAUACCUGGAAGAGCUGAGCUUGGCAGACAAUUCAUUCUCAGGUUCUUUACCACACAACAUUUCCAAUCUUGCCAGAUUGUCUUCUUUGGACCUGUCUCGUUGCAAAUUCAGUGGCGCGAUUCCUUCCACGCUCAGCAAUCUGUCACAGCUUGUUGAUCUGGAGAUGGCAGACAACUUCUUCAGCGGAUCAAUUUCUUCAGGCCACUUUGAAGGUUUUGCAAAAAUUGAGGUUAUUAAUUUAAGAUACAAUUCACUGAGUGGUAGCAUUCCCAUAUCUAUCUUUAGCAUACCUUCACUAGGUUGGAUUGACCUCCUACACAACCAAUUUAGUGCGAAACUGGAUGAAUUUGCUAUUGUAAAUAUUACUCAGCUUUCUGUCUUAGAUUUGAGUCGUAAUCGAUUGGAGAGCCUUCCCGACUCUUUCAUCAAGCUACAAAAUCUCAGUGUUGUAGAUCUUUCUGACAACUUGUUCAAUGACACUUUUCAGCUGGACAAGAUUCUAAGCCUAAUUCCCAACCUUCGAGUUCUAACUCUUUCGAAAAACAACUUGUCACGUUUAAGUUCAAACCCUUUCCCUGUAAGCCAAUCCUCAUUGGAUCACCUGGACCUUUCGGAUAACAAGAUUGCAGGGGAAAUUCCUAGUUGGAUUUGGGAAAUCGGAAACAGAUCACUUACCUAUUUGAACCUUUCUUGUAAUAUGCUAGUUGGUUUCCAAAAGCCUUAUAACAUGCCAUCCUCUCUCCAUUUCCUGGACUUGCACUCAAACCAGCUUCGCGGCGAGUUUCCCUCACUCUCAAUGCUGAAAUAUCCUACAAAUGUGGAUUUCUCAAAUAAUUAUUUUGAGAAGUUUGGGAUUCUUGAAACUGGAACUGAUGCAAGAGUAUCACUCAGGAACAAUAGCUUGUCUGGAUCAAUUCCAGUCUUCUUUUGCAAGGCUGCAAGCUUUGUUGUUCUUGACUUGUCCGUUAAUUACCUGAGCGGUAGCAUUCCCCGUUGUCUGUUUGAAAAUAGUUUUGUGCUCAGUCUAGGGAGGAAUAACAUCAGUGGUCGGAUCCCGGAUAAGUUCUCUCCCAAGUGCAAACUAAUGUCAUUAGAUCUGCGCGACAACAAUUUAGUCGGGGAUGUUCCACUUUCCUUAGCGAAUUGCAGUUCGUUAACAGUCUUGAACUUAUCCAACAACACGCUAAGUGGAACAGUUCCAACCUCCCUUUGCAAAGCAACAAACCUUCAAAUUCUUGACUUGUCUGUCAAUAUCUUACAUGGUAAUAUCCCACGCUGUCUAGUAGAGUCGCGUCUUCUUGCCCUUAAUUUAGGGAGAAAUAACAUCACUGGUCGUGUCCCAAACUUUACAGUCGAUUGUCCCUUGCUAUAUCUGGAUCUCAACAGCAACAAUUUAAUCGGGGAAGUUCCACUAUCUCUGGAAAAUUGCCAACUGUUAGAGGUCAUAAAUGUUGGAGGCAACCAGUUGGGUGGCACUUUCCCAUGCAUGCUUCCGUUGAGCUUGCGCGUGCUUGUGUUGCGUGCCAACAGAUUCCAUGGAGGGCUGAGAUGUGACAAGAGCUGGUCAAAUCUUCAAAUUUUUGACAUAGCUAACAAUAACUUCAGUGGCAAUGUGGAUCCUUUGACCUUUUCAGACUGGAGACCAAUGAUGAGAGAUAACGUCACAAAGUUGAGCUAUGAAUACUUGGCUUUUACAGUCCCAAUUAUCAAUAGUUCCACGUCCCGAAAGAUGGGGAAUGUUUACACUGCGGUGAAUAACAGAAACUCGGCUUUUAAAUUCGAGGUAUCACUAACCGGGGCAGAGCGGAAUCUUGUCAAGAUUUGGCCAGACUUUACAUCCAUCGACUUAUCUUGCAAUAGUUUCCAAGGAGGCAUCCCUGACUCAAUUGGUGAGCUCAACGCACUUUAUCUUCUCAACUUAUCCCACAACAGUCUCACCGGAUCAAUCCCUAAAUCAUUGAGUAACUUGAUGGGGCUUGGAGCAUUGGACCUCUCAGUGAACCAGCUAACCGGGAAGAUACCAAAGGAGAUAGUAGGGCUUACAUUCCUUCAGGUGAUGAAUGUCUCCCACAACAAGCUAGUCGGAGAGAUUCCAAUUGCCCCUCAAAUCCAAACAUUCCCCGGUGAUUGCUUUGAAGGAAACAUAGGUGUAUGUGGUCCCCCUCUCAACAUUAGCUGCAUAAAGCCUCUUGCUUCACCUCUAAAUGUGGAAUCAGAUGGGACGACUGAGAUUGAGUGGGAUUAUGUGUUUGCUGCUGCUGGUUAUGUUGUGGGCUUCGGAAGCUUUCUGUGGGUGCUCAUAUUUCGCCGAAGCUUCAGAGAGACUCUUUGA